This is a messenger RNA of Diprion similis, 796 nucleotides long. Its product is annotated as protein CTLA-2-alpha-like. The coding region runs from base 187 to 468 and encodes 93 amino acids. The transcript has 3 exons. NCBI's taxonomy places the organism in Eukaryota, Metazoa, Arthropoda, Insecta, Hymenoptera, Diprionidae. The record is from RefSeq and is a predicted model, not a curated record.
UGUUUGAUGAAACAAGGAAAAUAUUUUUCCAUCUAUGCGCACCGAGUGCACCGCGCAGACGAAAGUGCAAACUGCGUAUUACGCACCCUGUGUUAACGGUUUUAUAAAACGAGUCGCAGAGCGCAUUGAGAGCUCAUUUCUGUCGCUGAGUUUGAGACCGCCGGAGUGAAGAACCAAAACGUGAACAUGAGUGCACAACCGUCUGUCACCGAAUCUCAAGUAGGAGGCGCGAGUUCUGCGAUAUCUAUGCCUGGCCUUGAUCUCGACGAAUGGAAUGCGUUUAAGGCAAAACACAACAAGAAGUACGAGAACGUUGAGGAGGAGAAAAAGAGGAUGGCAAUUUAUCUCGAGAGUAAGGAAAAAAUUGCUAAACAUAACGCGGAUUUCGAGAAGGGAAUUACCACUUUUAAAAUGGGCAUCAAUCAUUUCGCGGACAUGACUCCCGAGGAAAGGAAGACACAUCACUGAUGAUGUUAACUUGGAGGAUUUCGAGAUUUACACAUUUCAGAAUUAUCAAAUUUUUUUUCCUUUACACUGACGUUUUAUUUUUCGACUUAUAAUAUUCAUCACCAUGCCGCAGAAAGUUAUUCAAAAUAUACCACAAAAUCUGCUUGGUUUUUAUCCCGUCUUUUCACCGAUUUCGCACAGGUGCAAAAUUUGUGUAAACUUGAAAUUCCAACAAUCAAAUGUUAUAUGAUACUUAUGAAAAAAUAUAUAUAUUAUAAGUCUAAAAAGUUCUAUACUUUUAUGCAUUUGUAAGCCGUUUUACGACGUUUUGUAAAAUUAUAUUCUUAAU